CUCUCUCGCCAUGGCCAGCGGAAUCUUCAACUCUACAUACUACGGCAAGGAUUACCGCGCCGGCGCCGCCCUCCUGCGUGCUCGCCGGCCGUUCCUGGUCAAGAACGCUCUCACCGGCUUCGGUCUAUUUGCCUUCUCGAUCGGUGUCUAUGUCUACACCAUCCGCGCCGUCGGUCAAGAAGAAUUCUCCGACGUGAAAGUGCCCGACGCCCCCGCGCAGAAGAAUUAGAGCCAACGGGCCCGAAACCAACACCCAGUCCCAGUCCGGAAUGGCUUUGACUGGCUCUGCGUGUACCAUAUAAGUCGCAUCAUUUUCAAGAGGGACACAGCCGACAUGGCCUCCCCUCGGCUGGAAACCAGCAACGGAGCAAAUUGGGGUUAUGGAGUCUUCUGGGCAGAGCGCAACUUGUGAUCUGCGGCAGCGAUUUUAUCUUGUUUGGCAUCUACGUCUACCUUGUACUGUACAGAGUGGAUUGGCGGGGAUUUUUCUUGUGCAUAGGCCCCGAUUGCGAAUGCCAAUCUCUUCUCCUUUCUUACCGUGCUACGUAGUGCAUACUAGGGACUUGUUUAAGACGGAUAUCUUUUCAAAGGCGUUCAUUGUAUACUGUUCUAAGCG
Molecule: messenger RNA, 616 nt
Organism: Penicillium cinerascens
Lineage: Eukaryota; Fungi; Ascomycota; Eurotiomycetes; Eurotiales; Aspergillaceae
Exons: 3
Coding region: 11-229 (72 amino acids)
Biological process (GO): mitochondrial respiratory chain complex IV assembly
Cellular component (GO): mitochondrial inner membrane
Source: RefSeq, a predicted model, not a curated record